AUGGCGCAGGUGUUCGGGCGGAAGCUCUGGCUGGUGGGCCCCCCGGGGGGCGACAUCCCCGCCCACGCCUACGCCGCCCCGUGCCGGCAGCGCGAGGGCUUGCGAGAAAGCCCCGCCGCCCCUCGCCCCCCCCCCCUGGGGCUCGCCGCCGGUGGUUGCCUCUUCUUCUUCUGCAUCGCCGGCCCCGCGGACGUCGUCUACGUGCCCGACCGCUGGGCGCACGCCACCUGCGGCCUCGGCGCCUACAACGUCGGCGUCGGCUUCGUGGGCUCGGUGGAGCCGCUGCCCGCCCUGCACGGCGCCGCCGUGCGGGGGCGCGCGCGCGACGCCCGGGCGGCCCUCGCCCUGGCGGGGCCCAACCUGAGCUGCGGCCCUGCUGGCGGGGAGCUGCUGGGCGGUGGUGGGCUGUCCGUGAUGCAGUGGGCCGCGUGGGCGGGCCACACGCAGGCGAUGAAGCUGCUCGGCCUCCACUGCGCCCACGCGCGCGGGCGCCAGGCGGCCGACGAGCCGCGCGCGCUCCAUUGGGCGGCUGCCCGCGGCCACGCGCGGGCGACCACCUGGCUGCUGCGGCGCGGGGUGCCGGCGGACGCCCGCGACGACGGUGGCGCCGCGCCGCUGCACUGGGCGGCAGCGGCCGGGCACUCGGCGGCUGUCUCCGCGCUGCUGCGGCACGGCGCCGGCCCCGACGUGGCCGACCUCGCGGGCGCCAGGCCUGUGCACUUUCUCGCCGGCGAGGGGCACGCCCACGUCCUGGCGCGCUUGGCCGCCGCGCGGGCGGACUUGGACGCGCGGGACGACGACGGCCUGACCCCCGCCCACGCCGCGGCCCACUUCGGGCACGGGGAGCUGCUGGCCGCCCUCGCGGCGCACGGGGCGGAGCUGGACGCGCCUGGGCCCGGCGGGCUGCGCCCCGUGGACGUCGCCGAAGGUCGAAGAAUGACCAACGGGCGGCACAAGGGGCAGCCCAACGCCCACACGCCGACUGGAACAAGGGCACAGAACGAGCAACCGGGGAGCAACGGCAAAGGCAAGGGCCACAUCCCCGAAACUUGCGACGAGCACACCGACGACAGCAGCCAACAACUGAAGGGCAAGGAAAAAGUUGAGACCGGCAGGGGCAAUCAACAGUCUGACCAAGACGAGGGUUCACUUGCGAAAACAAAAAAGCAGCGCGACGACAACCAGGAGUACAGCGGCUACGCCAACAUGACCAUGAUCAACAUCCUGUCCAUGCGCGAGUUCUACGAUACCCGGUGUGUCGAGGCUUGCCUGCUCUUCUGGAUACUGCCCACGAUGCUCAUGUUAUGUUUCAAGCGUCAGCCACUUUGCAACCUGCAACGCAGGGGGGCGGUCGAACUGAAGAUCUUCCAGCGCGUCUAUCCGGAGAGGCUGCCGUCCGAGGGGAGAUGGGCCAAGGUCGAGCAGGCCGGCACAGGUGCGUUCACCAGUUCGCCAGCGUACCGCAGUGGGCUCGGCAGCAGCUACGGGGCCAGCGGCAUGUAUGGCAGCGGGCUCGCCAGCGGCUACGGCGCCAGCGGCAUGUAUGGCAGCGGGCUCGCCAGCGGCUACGGCGCCGGCGGCGCGUACGGCGGCGGCUAUGGCGCGGGGGGGGCUGGCGCCGAGUGCUGCGGGGUCGCCUGCGGCGGCGCCGGCGCGGAGGGGGGGCACACCUCGCUGUCGUACGUGGGCGCGGGCUGUGGCGACUACGCGGCGGAGACGUCCUACCGCUAUGUGGGCGCGGGUGCGGGCGAGUUCGGGGUCCUGAGGCUGCCGGCGGGAGGGCCCAAUUGCUGCGUCUGCAUCGUCGUCCCAUUGUUGUUGUCCCUCUUGGCGCUUCCUCUGCUCGUCUGGGCGCUGAUGGGUUCUACUAGCACGACGACGACGACCACAUCGGCGGUCACUCUGCCUCCAGUGUUCACGACACCUCCGCCCGACGUGGUCCCAACGACGACCACGUCCAAGACAACGACCAAGAGGACCUUUCCGCCCCCACCGCCGCCGCCACCGCCGCCGCCGCCGCCCCCGCCGCCACCGCCGCCACCCCCGCCGCCACCCACAACCACCAAGAAGAAGGUCGACUGCGGUGAGGGCGACCCCCUGUCGUGGGAUAUCCCGAAGAAGGUGACAUGCUGCCUGCAAGCCGGCAGGGGCUGCCCCACGACCCCGCCGCCGCCCCCGCCGCCGCCCCCGCCGCCCCCCCCGCCGCCGCCCCCGCCGCCACCACCCGCGCCCGUGGCGCCACCUCCGCCGCCCCCUGCGCCCACAGCGCCGCCUCCGCCCCCACCCCCACCGCAGCCAGUCUCGGAGCCGUACGAUUGCGCCGCGGGCUACUCCAAUUGGGAGGCGGGCUGGUCCGUGCCGAAAAAAGUGUGGUGUUGCGAGAACAAGAAGAUGGGUUGCACGACGACCUUGGUUCCGGAGCAGGUGCUCGUGCCUGGCCCAGCCGCCACGACGUCCGAGCCGUACGACUGCGCAGCCGGUUUCGCAAAUUGGAAGGCAGGCAGGCUCCGCAACCCCGCUCGCGCCCUGCCGAAGGCAGGCGCGCGAGGCCACCUGCCCCUCGGCGGCAGAGCUGCUUCGAGGCAGCGUGCGCUCGCGCGGGACGCGCUGUGGGUUCCCAAAGUGGCCCCCCGGCGCCCGCAGGUCCAAGUCCGAGGCACCCGAUGUUCGAUGCGUGCAUGCCACACUAUAGAACGAUUCUCGCCCACCGGCACCGGCACCGGCACCGGCACCGGCGCCGGCACCGGCACCGGCACCGGCACCGGCACCGGCACCGGCACCGGCAUUGGCGCCGGCACCGGCACCGGCACCGGCACCGGCACCGGCACCGGCACCGGCACCGGCACCGGCACCGGCACCGGCACCGGCACCGGCACCGGCACCGGCACGGGCACCGGCACCGGCACCGGGCACGGGGCGCCCGCGGUCGCCAACGAGACGCCCACGGGCGGGCGCCGGGCCACGCCUCGGCGGACCCACCGAGCGCCCGCGGGGCGCCCACGGGCGGGCACCCCCGAGCUGUGGGCGGACCCGCCCAGGGCACGAGGCGUCCACGGGCGGGCCGCGGGCGCGCUCCCGGGCGCCUUCUGCCUGCCCUACAACGCGCCGCGGCCCCGCCCCGCCGCGCGCUUGUGCGUGUCGGACCUCGGGGUCCACCUCACGGACACGGUGAGGAGCCCUCGGGCCGCGGCGGCAACCGCGGGCGCCCUCGCGUCGCGCGCCCCGUGGGUGGCCAGCGCGCCGCCGCGCAGCGGGCGCGAGCGGCGCGGCGGCCGGCAGGGCAGGCGCGCGGCGACCGUGCUGGCGGCCUCGUCGGCGGCGACCGUGCUGGCGCUCCAGGUCGGCGUUUGGAAGGCGCGGUUCAAGGCGAAGUUGCGGAGGGCCCAGCGCCCCCCGCAGGACAAUGACGUGUCAGACUUCGACCUGAACGUGUUGCCCCCGAUCUUGCCCUCGCGGUUGCCCGCUGGCCACUCCCAGACGGCCUCGCGCCGUGUGUGGCGCAAGAUCGUUUAUUGGGCGAGGAGACACGACAGAGCCAAGCACGGCACCGUUGACCGGCUGGCGGGGGUCGGAACCGAGGGCGGCGUCCUCGACAAGAUUGUUGUCUAUGGCGGAGGUGCGUUCGGCACCGCGUUGGGCACGCACUUGGCGCGAAAAGGCUACGCCGUCCAUAUGGUUGUCAGACGGCCUGAAGUUCGGGAUUUUAUUAACAGGAAGCACAUCAACCCGAUGUACUUUCCAGAAUUUGAUUUGCCGCCGAGCCUCCAAGCCACGUGCGAUCCCACCGAAGCGCUGAAUGGCUGCACCACCUUCGUGCACGCGCUCCCGGUGCAGAUAUCUCGCAAGGUGCUCGGCGAGAUCCGGCACUCCCUGCCCCGCAACAUCCCGGUCGUUGCGGCGUCCAAGGGCGUGGAGAUGAAUUCGAGGAUGCUGAUGGCCGACCUCAUCCCGGAGGCCCUGGGCCGCGACAACGGCGAGAACCCCGUGGUCAUCGUCUCCGGGCCCUCCUUCGCCUUGGAGAUCAUGGACAAGCGGCCGACGUCUGUUGUUGCGGCUUCGCAAGACCCAGUUGCUGGGGAGAGAAUUCAAAGAUUAUUCACCUCGCACUAUUGUCGUGUCAGCCUGACCGACGACAUGAUAGGGGUCGAGAUCGCUGGGGCGCUGAAGAACGUGCUGGCGAUCGCCGCGGGGAUCUGCGAGGGCCUCGGCCUGGGGCUGAACGCCAUGUCGGCACUCGUCACGCAGGGCAACGCGGAGAUCCGGUGGCUGGCGACCGCCAUGGGCGCGAGACCAGAGACCGUCGCCGGGCUGGCUGGCAUGGGCGACAUCCUCCUCACCUGCUUCGGGAACCUGUCGCGCAACCGCACGGUGGGCGUGCGCAUUGGGCAGGGCAUGACCGUUGAGCAGGCGCUGGCCGGCGGAGGCGGCACGUCCGAGGGCGUCUUCACGGCGAGGCUGGUGGUGGAGCUCGCAGAGCAGCACCGCGUGAUAAUGCCAGUCCUGACCUCUGUCGCGCGGGUCCUCAACGAGGAGGCUUCACCGCGGCAAGCUGUUUACGAGGUCAUGUCGCUUCCCACAAUGGAGGAGAGUGCUUGA
Messenger RNA from Prorocentrum cordatum, 4596 nucleotides. Lineage: Eukaryota; Dinophyceae; Prorocentrales; Prorocentraceae. The record is from the annotation of a GenBank genome assembly.